This is a messenger RNA of Phycodurus eques (leafy seadragon), 5067 nucleotides long. RefSeq names its product synaptosome associated protein 91a (gene snap91a). The transcript has 28 exons. NCBI's taxonomy places the organism in Eukaryota, Metazoa, Chordata, Actinopteri, Syngnathiformes, Syngnathidae. Gene Ontology annotation, cellular component: clathrin-coated vesicle; clathrin-coated pit; synaptic vesicle. Bases 596 to 3451 code for a protein of 951 amino acids. Gene Ontology annotation, biological process: clathrin coat assembly; clathrin-dependent endocytosis; synaptic vesicle budding from presynaptic endocytic zone membrane. The record is from RefSeq and is a predicted model, not a curated record. Gene Ontology annotation, molecular function: SNARE binding; 1-phosphatidylinositol binding; clathrin heavy chain binding.
CGGAAGACGAAAAAAAAGAAAAAGACGCCGGAUCUUUCCAUUCGGUGUUUGAAGCGUGCUUCGCCGGGGCUUGUUGGCGGGGAGGGGGUCGCAGGACAGAGGAAGCGUCUCGGUGAGGAGGUGAAGAAGGAGUUAGUGGAAGACCGUUGCUCUGACUGGGGGGUGCGGCCAACCUGGACCUGAUGCUCCUCUGCUCAAACAAGGACUGUCAGAGAGGCUGGGAGGAUUAAACAGGAGGCCGGACGCUGGAAGACUGACAAGAGGGGGCAUCAUUCAAGAGCGUUAUACGAGGAGCACUUUGUCUCGCAGCCUGAAAAAUAACACGGGAGCGAGAGAGAUUGAAGGUGAUCUUCCCAUUUGAAUAUCCACACUUUUGAUGUGCUCUUUUACUGCGCCCUGUGUGUGUGAGAAGAAAUAUUUUUUGAACCAUUAGUCUUCCAAAGACACAUGCAUGGACUGAUCUCUCACUCCCACUAUUGUUAUGUAAUAGAAUUGUGUUUGGCAUCGAGGGCAGCAGCUGGGAUUACUGAGGCUGCUCUUCGUUUUUAAGUGGAGGUGGCGGGGGGUAGGACCACUCGUCCAGUGAGACGACAAGAUGUCGGGUCAGACGCUAACGGACCGAAUCGCCGCGGCGCAGUACAGUUUGACUGGAUCGGAGGUGUCCCGAGCUGUGUGUAAAUCCACCACACACGAACAAACGGCCCCAAAGAAAAAACACCUGGAAUACCUGAUCCAGGCCUCCCAGGACUCCAGUGUGAACGUCCCUCAAAUGGCUGAUACACUAAUAGAGAGGGCGGGCAAUGCCAGUUGGGUGGUGGUUUUCAAGGCUCUGAUUACUACACACCAUCUCAUGGUGCACGGCAACGAGAAAUUUCUGCAGUUCCUUUCAUCGAGGAACUCUUUGUUCAACCUUGCCAACUUCCUGGACAAAACAGGCUCACAUGGCUAUGACAUGUCCACCUUCAUCAGACGCUACAGCCGCUAUCUCAAUGAGAAGUCUUUCUCCUACAGGCAGAUGUCUUUUGAUUUUGUCAGAGUCAAGAAAGGAGCUGAAGGGACAAUGAGAACCAUGACAGUAGAGAAGUUGCUGAAAGGAAUGCCUAUCCUACAGGGUCAAAUUGAUGCACUGCUGGAUUUUGAAGUACACCAACCAGAAUUAAACAAUGGAGUGAUAAAUGCCUGCUUUCUUCUACUGUUCAAAGACCUGAUAAAGUUAUAUGCCUGCUACAAUGAUGGCAUCAUCAAUCUACUAGAGAAAUUUUUCCAGAUGAAGAGAAGUCAGUGUAAAGAUGGACUGGAGAUUUACAAAAGAUUUCUGACUCGCAUGACUCGAGUAUCUGAAUUCUUCAAAAUUGCAGAGCAAGUGGGAAUAGACAAAAAUGACAUACCUGAACUCACUCAGGCUCCAGAAAGUCUCUUGGAAUCUCUGGAGACCCACCUCAACACUUUGGAAGGAAAAAAGCCGUCACCCUCCAAGGACACAAUGGCCAACAACAGCUCAGCAAAGACUGCCCCAUCUUCUGCACCACCCAAGCCAGCGCCACCCGCUGCUGCUGGUGGGCCUCCUGCUCGCCCCGGGCCGCCUGCCAAACCUCCACCACCCUCUGUGACACCCACAGCUGUAGCUCUCACCACUACCACCAACAAUGCCCCUGAUGAUGGCUUCCUGUUGGACCUAGAUCCCAUGUCCUCCUCCUCAGCACCUUCUACUACAACUGGAUGGGGAGACCUUUUGGCCGAUGCCACUCCCGCUGCCAGUAACAGCGCUUCUGAGACUGAUCAAGCAAAGAAAGAGCUUGCUACUGAUGCUGGCACUGCCUCUGCAGUGGCUGCAACGGCAGUGACCGCUGCUACUGCUGCGGCCAUGCCAGCACCCGCUUUCCUGUCUGUCGCAGGUCCCGCUCCCUCAUCAGUUAGAGACAUCGACCUUUUUGGAGAUGCAUUUGCACCUUCCCCAGGAGAUGGUCCUGCCGCUGUGGCUGCGGGUCCUGCCACUGAUGCAUUUGGUGAAUCUGACCCUUUUGCUACGACCGAGGGGAGUGCGGACAUUCCUCCAGGGCUGGACCUGUUUGCUAUGAGAUCCGCUGACAAGGGUGCCACCGCCGUCACCCCUCCCACCUCUAGUGAGGCACCGGCCAUCGCUGCCCCCGUCGUUGUCCCCGCUGCUGUCCCCACCUCUUCUAUCACCACCACCACCACCACUAGCACCACAGACACCACCACCACCACAGAGUCUCCAGCCGCUCCGACUCUAGAUUUCUUUGGUGAUAUGCUUGAUUCUAUGCCUGAGCAAAGUCCCACCACAGAAUCCAAAGCUGCUACCACUCCUAGCGUAGACCUUUUUGGUGCAGACCUCCCUGCUGUUUCACGGGGGCCUUCUCCUUUGCCUGAGCCGGCUCCGUCUGGAGACAUUGUCACUGAUCCUCCUCCUGAACCUGCUCCUGCUCCUGCUCCUGCUAUAGCUCCGUCUUCAGCGCCUGCUCCUGUGGUUGCUCCAACACAAGCUGCUGUUUCUGUUCCUGCCACUGAGGCCUCCUCUCCACCCAAAGCAGAGCCGACCCCAGUCAUUGACCUGCUAGACUCCUUCACUGGCUCUGUGAAGGAGACGGAGAGCUCAGCUCCUGAGGGACCUGGAGGCGACUUGCUGGGAGACCUCAUGUCCCCUACCCUGGCACCCACCGUGGCCCCGGCCUUGGCUCCAGUGCAGAAUGAUCUUCUUGAGUCAGGAUUUGAACCUCUGGGUUCACUUCCUUCUCCGACACCACCUGUGCCAGCUGUGCCAAUGGUACCUGCCACAGUUGAACCGGCAAGAAUCAUACCGGCUCUCUCUGGUGGCUUUGAUGCUUCAAGUGACUUGCUGAUGCCCGCCGUAACGCCACAGAGCACCGGGGGAAGCACAGCAGGAAGUGCAGCAGGGAGCAUGGGAACUCCUGUUACAGUCGAAAGCAUUGCAGCUGCUCCACCUGCAACCCCACCCCCGACCAAAACUAUUGCAGGGGACCUUGACUCGUCAUUGGCCAACCUGGUCGGAGACCUGGGAGUGAAGAAAAAGGACCCACAGAGUGAGAAGAAAUUGACUGGAGGAGCCAACUGGACCCCUCAUGUGGCCCCCACAAGCUGGACCACACCAGGCGUCCCCAUGGCAGGUGUGGCUCCUGGAGGACCUGUAGCAGCGCCCCCUACUGGAUCAAUGGUACCACCAAUGAGUGCACAGCCUGGCUUUGGAAUGGCGGCUGCAGGAGGGCCAGGAGCUCCCAUGAUGCAGCCCAUGAUGGGUCAGCCUAUGAUCGGUCAGUCCAUCAUGAGACCUCCGUUCGCUGGCGUGGUCGGACCUGCACCUGUGGGAGCUGCGGCGGCACCAGGAGCACCGCUUUCUCCUGGACCUGCAAGUCAGAGUCCCAAAAAGCCAAAGGAUCCUCUGGCAGAGCUCGACCUUAAGGACUUCUUAUAACGCAAGUGAAGGCAUGAGAUUUUCCUCGACAGAGUCGGAUGCUCCCAUCGUUUUCCUGAUGUCUGUCAAGAUUUUCAGGAUGCCAAUUCUCUCUGUUUUGUCUGCUCCUCGACGUGAUAAGAGCCUCUCUCCUCCAUCCAUCCAUCCAUCCAUCAAUCCUUCCUGUUUCCUUCUCCUCCUCUGUGAUGUUGUAGCACAAACUGUGAAAGUGAACCAUAGCGGAUUAUAAACAGUAUAUGAAUAUAUGUGAGAAAAGAAUUACAAGUGUGUGCUCAUGUAGACGUUCUAUCCUUUUUCGUCUCAAGCAAAAUCUCACAAAAAAUCCUCAAAAUGUUCUCGAGUGAAAGUGAAGGCAUAUGUGAUUAGAUUUAUUUCUUGUGUUGAAUGAUGGUUGUACUUUGGUGUUCUAUGCUCCACCCAGUCUUGUCCCCUGCCUCCUGACACAGGGGGAGGAGUCCUCCUUCGUUUUGCUCCGAUUUGACGAGAGUGCAUAGUAAAGUAACUGUAGUUUUUUGACAACUAUGUUGUGUCUUGUUUACAGAAAGGUCUGAAAUGUUGUACAUAGACUCCUCUGGUGAAUUUGACGAUUACAUCUCUAUUCUGCCCUUAAUGUGUCUUGAAAAGAAAUAGCAAUGUGAAUCUGAUAGGAAAUGAAAUUGUAAGAAGUCGUGAGUGUCAUUUCGUCAUCAUUUGGAAGAAAAAACAAUAUGAUAAUUUUAUUGUACAUUAUGAAACUAACUGUGUGGGGAUUGGAACAUAAACUGAGGCUUUGUGAAGUUUUUUUGUGGCUUAUUUUUCUAUGUUGCUCUUUUGUGUCAGGCUACUGUUGAUGUUUACCCGUUUUGCAAUGGGAGGACAAAUCUUACUUCCAAAUACAAUUUCCAGUGGAAUAUAUUUAGUUAUUUACCAUGGCAACACAUUUAAAUUGCACCUCAAUGAAACCGUUCCCCUUUUUAUGAUAUGCAUAGUAAAAAAAAAUUAUAAUAAUCAAGAUCAAACUAUUUGUGGAGAUUAAUAAAUUCAAUAGGGGACAAAUAAUAACUUUGCAACAUAUUUAUUUAUUUAUUUAUUUAAUUAUUUUUUUAAAUAGAGAUGGUUUGCAAAUAUGCAAACUCUGGGCAAUCUUGUAUAAUGGAACAAUUUUCACUUAAACCAGUGAUCUGCCUUUGUAUUUUAUAUCCCUGAGACCAAAUCUCUGGAUAUAAACGAGUAUUUUGGAGAGUGCAUAGCAUUUUUUUGAAUGUUUUUCUUUGUCAUCAAGGAUUGGUAGUUCCAUUGUAAUGCCCCUUAGUGGUAAUGUGUGCAGUGCAGAACCCCACAGUAGAUAACAUUUUGAGCCACAACGUUAUCCUUCAUCUUGCAGUCGUUUGUGUGUGUUGACACGGAUUUGGACUUCAUGCUUUUUGCAUUAGAAAUACAGUGAUACGUCCCCUGUCAUUUGAGUUGACUCUUUAAAGCGUGAGGUUGUACAAAAGAGAUGUGAUUCAGAUUGAACAUUUUCAUGCACUGAGUUAUCAGAUUUUUAUUUUUGUUUAAUUUAUUUUGUGUAUGAUGUCCCUCCCGAGUGCAUGUAAGCCAUUUGAGAUGCAAUAAACUAAAUGACGGAUUGAACUGCA